Penicillium soppii is the source of this 813-nucleotide messenger RNA. RefSeq lists its product as uncharacterized. The record is from RefSeq and is a predicted model, not a curated record. NCBI's taxonomy places the organism in Eukaryota, Fungi, Ascomycota, Eurotiomycetes, Eurotiales, Aspergillaceae. The transcript is spliced from 3 exons. Bases 1 to 813 code for a protein of 270 amino acids.
AUGCCAAUACCCUUCACAUCCCUACGCCUAACCCAAGACCACCUAAAGCUAGCCCUCAGCGCUGCGGCUGUGCUCGCCUCAACCCUCGUACUUCCAGCCGCUUACCGCGACUACAAAAUAUUUCAAUCGUACGGACCAGGUGGUGUCCCAAACAACGUGCUAGGAUGGGUCGUUGUUCGCGCGCUGUUCCAGCCGUUCGGGCGCGAGAUGUUUGGCACGGACGAGUAUGUACGGAGGAUUGAGGCGGCGGAGGGACACGGGAAGGGCGAUGAUGGAUUCCUUCUUCUAUCUGAUGAACAGCUUGGGAGCCGGCAGGGUGAGGAGCGGCCUAUUGUGGGGCCGCAUGUUGUGCCGCAGAGACAGCUGACGCAAGUGCCGGGUGAGGCCAUUAUGGAGAAAUUUCGGAAAAGUUUUAAUGCCUUUGCGCAUCGCAAUUUUCAUCUUGUUAAGCUUGCAAAGUCAAACCUGGAACGUCAUACUGAUGGAAUCUUUCUUGCGAAUCACCUUCCUUCCUCUGGGCUUGCGGAGAUCAUGAAGCGAGAAAUUGCGCAUAUUCAUUCUAGUAAUGAUCACUCGGUACAUGUUGUCCUUGCGCCGGCUGAUUGUAAAAGAAUCAUUGACGCAGGUUGGGGCCAGCGGCAUGCUUUGUCCGGCUCAUUGGCAACGACUUUUCUUUCACUUGGUACACAGACCAAUCUCCCUGCGGAGUAUCUCUUGAUCUAUGCACCGCGAACGGAGACAGAGAUCGAAACUGUUAUUCAGAUUGUCUCGGCAAGUAUCAAGUUCAUGACAGGGAGGGAGGAUGUGCGGUAG